Dibothriocephalus latus is the source of this 1308-nucleotide messenger RNA. The record is from the annotation of a GenBank genome assembly. Lineage: Eukaryota; Metazoa; Platyhelminthes; Cestoda; Diphyllobothriidea; Diphyllobothriidae.
AUGAUGGUGCCCGACUAUGCAUUAAUCGGCGAGAUUUCGCUUUAUUCCAUGGGUUUUGUCCUCGCCAAAGCUCUCGCCAGUAAGAUCGUCGCCACGUACAAACUCUGUUCAGAGCAGCUUUCAUCCCAACACCACUACGAUUACGGCAUGCGAGCAGUGAAGUCAGUGCUCACAGCCGCAGGCAAUCUACGGCAAAAAUACCCCGACGAGGAGGAGGCCAAGCUGGUUCUCAAGGCCAUUAAAGAUGUGAAUCUGCCUAAGUUCUUGGCGCAGGACAUCCCCCUCUUUGAGGGCAUCAUUUCGGAUCUAUUUCCGGGUGUUCACCUGAGUGAGGGCGACUACGGCGCAUUCUUUGCCGCGGUUAAGGAUCAACUGGCAGCUCGCCAACUCCAGCCUGUUCCCUGGUACCUUGACAAGAUCUUGCAGGUCUAUGAAAUGAUCCUUGUGCGACACGGACUUAUGAUUGUCGGAGAGCCGUUGUCGGGGAAAACACAGUCCUACCAGACUCUAGCGAAUGCUAUCACCCAGCUAUCUGAAACUGAACCCUCGGCAGGCGAAACACCUGUUCACUACGGCAUAAUCAAUCCCAAGUCUAUCACAAUGGGACAAUUGUAUGGCCAAUUUGAUCCAGUCUCCCACGAGUGGUCAGACGGCGUCUUGGCGGUGAUGUUCCGUGACUUUGCCACAGCGCAGGAUGAUAACCGCCGAUGGAUCCUCUUUGACGGUCCCGUGGAUGCUGUCUGGAUCGAGAAUAUGAACACCGUGCUUGAUGAUAACAAAAAGUUGUGCCUCAUGUCCGGUGAGAUCAUUUCAAUGUCAAAGGCGAUGAAUCUGAUCUUUGAGCCGGCUGACUUGGAACAAGCCAGUCCGGCCACUGUCUCGCGGUGCGGCAUGAUCUUCAUGGAGCCCUCGCAGUUGGGCUGGCGUCCAAUGGUUCAUUCAUACUUGCAGCACGGCCUGCCGCCUGUUCUCAACGAGGAGCAUCGGGAGCUGGUUAGCGAUCUGUUUGAGUGGCUUGUGGACCCCUGCCUGGAAUGCGUCAAUUUCCACUGUAGUCAGCUGAUGCCUGUGUCGGAGCUGCAUGCCGUCAAACAGCUGAUUACACUGUUUGAUGCUCUGUUGGAUGAAAUGCGUGAACUGGGAGCACAGCCGGUCCAAACAGAUGAAGGUAUUUUCACAAAUUCGGCAAUUUUGUUUGUAUUUGUGCGCAUUUGCUUUCGUCAGAAAUUUAUCUCAGUAUUCACUCGUGUGUGCUUGAUUUGCACUCUUCUGGGUUCAGUCAGCGUGCAAGUUAUAAACGCCCCAUAA